This is a messenger RNA of Eleginops maclovinus (Patagonian blennie), 6627 nucleotides long. RefSeq names its product cell adhesion molecule 2a (gene cadm2a). The coding region runs from base 337 to 1653 and encodes 438 amino acids. NCBI's taxonomy places the organism in Eukaryota, Metazoa, Chordata, Actinopteri, Perciformes, Eleginopidae. The record is from RefSeq and is a predicted model, not a curated record. The transcript is spliced from 11 exons.
AGACAGUAGUACAGCAGCGGCAUCAUCUACUCUGUGACCGGAGGAUAACUACUGCUGUUCACUCUCCCGUAAACCUAGCCUGUAGCUAACCACUGGUGCAUCCUUGAAAUUGUUAUUUUUUAGGAGUGAGCACAUUUCUGUUUUCAAAAGUAACACAGUUUUCCGGUCUUGAAUUCGGUUGUGUCAACCCCCUUUUCCCUGAGACUCACAAAAGACGCACUCCCAAGUCCACCUGGAUAGCUGACAGAGCAGUCCGGUCUGGUUCGAGGUCCAGUGGGGAGAGACGGAGAGGAGAAGUUAGCCCGGAAGGCAAGAAGAAGAAACAGAGAAGCCAGGAUGAAUCUCAAGAGUCAUAUGAUUUUCACCCUCUACACUAUUUAUGGGAUUCUUCUGAAAGUGGUGGCUUCAAAAGGCAAACCUCGAGGCAUCAGCGGUCAGUACCCUCUGGUUCAGAAUAUGACGGUGACAGAGGGUGGGACGGUGAACAUGACCUGCCGUGUGGAGUAUAAUGACAACACCUCCCUCCAGUGGUCAAACCCAGCACAGCAGACCCUCUUCUUUGGAGACAAGAAAGCUUUAAGGGACAACAGGAUUGAGCUGGUGCAUGCAUCGUGGUCGGAGUUGACCAUCAGCAUCAGUGAUGUUACGCUGACGGAUGAAGGCAUGUACACCUGUUCCCUCUUCACCAUGCCUGUGAGAACAGCCAAAGCCUACCUUACUGUUCUUGGUGUGCCGGAGAAGCCAGAGAUCGAUGGCCUGACGAAGCCUGCCAUGGAGGGAGACCACAUCACUCUGACCUGCAUGACUCAGGGCAGCAAGCCCGCCGCCGACCUGCGCUGGUUCAGGAAUGAAAAGGAGGUCAAAGGUGCCAAAGAGGUGAAUGCAAGUGGGAAGACCUUUACAGUGCGGAGCUCUCUGCAGCUGCACGUGGACAGAAAUGAUGAUGGAGUGGCCUACACCUGCAAAGUGGACCAUGUGGCACUCACACAGAUGCCACAGCAGGCCACUGAAGUACUGGAGGUCCAUUAUGCUCCUCGUGUGCAGAUCAUCAACUCCCUUACAGUCCCUCAGGAGGGUCAGUACUUAAAGCUGGAGUGUGUGUCCAAAGGAAACCCUUCGCCAGAUCCUGUGAUGUGGACAAAAGACGGAGGUGAACUUCCUGACCUGGACCGGAUGAUUGUAGAGGGGAGGGAGCUCACCUUUACUUCACUCAACAAGACAGACAAUGGCACUUACCGCUGCGAAGCCAGCAACCACCUAGGGACCAGCAGUGCUGAAUAUGUACUCUACGUCUAUGACGUCCCCACAACCCUGCCUCCAUCCACCACUCCCCCCCUACAUCCCAUCCCUCCAGAUCCUACCGCUCAAUUAGGCACCCACGCCUCAGACCCCACAGUCACUGGCAACACAGAUCCCAACGCGAUGGGGCAGCACGGCACUGACCAUGCCUUGAUCGGAGGAGUGGUGGCUGUAGUCGUCUUUGUCACCUUGUGUCUAAUCAUUGUUCUGGGAAGAUACCUGGCCAGGCAUAAAGGAACUUACUUGACAAACGAGGCCAAAGGGGCGGACGAUGCACCCGAUGCCGACACAGCCAUCAUCAACGCUGAGGGCAACCAUGCACACGCAGAAGAAAAGAAAGAAUACUUCAUUUAGACUGUAGAGGGAGCUGCUCUCUCUUUCCCUUAAGCCCUCUUUCAAUCUCUGUAUCUCUUUUUCUCUCUCUCCGCCUCCCCCUCUUCUUCUCCACCUCUGACAACUGCCCCCGCCGUAUCAACAAGAAACCCGCAGGCAGUCCACAGACAAGAGAAGUUCCCCAAGUGUUUUCCUAUUAUUGCCUUUUGUCUAUCAUUUACAUCGUGUCCUUUAUUUCUUUAUUGCUUUCUUCUUUUUUUGGCAGCCGGUUUUCACAGGCAGCUUGCAGUCGCUGCCGAAAUGAUCCCGUUCUAUUUCUUUCCUCACCUUUGACAUGAAUGCCUGGAAGUCUGUAUAUCUACCAUGACUGCUUCUUACAUGAGCCCUUCUUCAUCUUCUCUGCUGUUUCCCCUCUAAGCAGACACCCAAACACACACUAUAUCCCCUUUGUUCACACACGUCCACAAACACAUAUCAUAUCUCACAUCAACACGGUGCCUAAAAAUACAGACGCCAUUGAACUUCUGUCAAUGCCUUCAUGUAUCGUCUGUCAGUAGCAAUGUAAAUGCUUUGUAGAUGGGUUUACUGGACCGCCAUUUCAUUGCUUAGCUCACAGCUUUUUGAUUAUGCAUUGUGUCUUUUUUUAUUUUAUUGAAGAUCUUUGCUGUUUACGCCUUAUACAUGUCUAUCACACUGAAUAUGGUACUUUUAGAUCCACGUCCCCCGACCGCAUCCCCCUCUAGACUUGUAAUUAAACAGUUGACCCUUGUAAGAUAAGAAGAAGGUUUUGUGUAACACUGUAGCAAGGUUUGUCGGAUAAGUGUAUCAUAUGAUUUUCAUUAUUAGGGUAGGGGCUGUAAGGGUAGUGUGGUAUCGUUUAGAGCAGAGAAUAAACACAAAUGCUACAUGAAGCAUUCCAUUAAAUAAACUCAAUCAAGUGUAUAAAACCAUUUGCUAAAUCUGCUGUCCCUAUGUACUUUUCUCUGUAUAUUCCUGCACUGUCCAGGCUGCAGUUUAGCAACACACCAACACCUUCAAGGUCCUCUUGACGCUUACAGUAGUUUGUGAUUCAUGUAACGGGUUCAGGUGUACAGAAAGAAUACAUCUCCUCUCUCUCUCUCUAAAAGCUGUAUAAAUUGUACUGAAAUGAGUUUAGCUCUCCACUUUGAAUUAUUUGGUUUGUGUUUAUGUCACCAUUUAUUCAUUUUAAUACUUAAGGACCCCGUGAAAUGUAAGAUGAACCAUUAGGAGUUGAUCAAAUAAGUGCACAGUCAGGAGGAAAUGCAUUUGUAGUGUUAAAUCAGUUUUCCUCCCCCCUGUUAAUAAUGUCAAUUUCAUGGUUACCUCUUUAAGCUUGAGGUACAGAUAGCUUUCAACAGUGUUGUUUAUACACAUUCCUGUGUUGGUUCAUAAAUAAGCCUUGAUUUAAUUUGACUAAAACCACCUUUUUUGUAUUUCCAUCUCAAUUUAUCUCUUUAGUUCAACUGUAAAUAUCACCAACAUGCCGAUAACUCUCCCCAUUAUACUGCAUAACUGCUCUUCUAGUUUCCAUUUCGUUGGAGUUACUCUCCAUGACCGGAGUUUUGAUUUCCAUUUCAUGGGGUCUUCAAGCAAAAAAAGAGACAAAAAAGGAACUAGUGUGUGAGUGCUGGGUCACAGAUCUGCAGGGGCCUCCUUUCCAAAAACUAAAAACUGAAGAUAAAUAGAGAAGCACAAAAAUGUCUGAAUGAGAAACUGUGUUCCCUUGCCAACAACUGGAUUGCCUUGGGAAUGGUUCUCCUAUUCAAAUGGGUAGUGGAGAGAUGCUAAGGCUGUCUUUGAUUCAAUUCUGGAGAAAAAAAAUCUGUGCAUUUUUUUGAAAAUGUAAGGUAAAUCAUGUUUUUAUAAAAAAAAAAAGGAAAUGUUUUUAAUAUUUUUGUUUUAAAUGGUUCUAAGCUCCCUGCUGUGUAUUGUGUACGCUAAAAUGUGGUUGAUUGUGAAAAUUGCUGUUAAAUUCUGAAUUCCUUCAAAUUUGUAUAUUAGCCACCCUAUCUAUUUACUUUUCUUUUCCUUUGUAUCAAUACUUAUUGGAACAAUUUUAAACAAAUGUAUUUUGUUUCGGCACAAGGCAUGUAUAUAAUGUGUGAAAACUAAACUUUGGUUAUACACAUUAGCAUGUUUUUGUUUGGUUCUUUUUUCAUAUUGAAUUUAUUUAAACUGAAGUUAUUUGAGAGAGGACCGCCAUGAAAGUAUGUUUGUAACUUCAUUUCGGAGAGUCGUGGCUUCUUGUGAUUGUGGUGCUAAAAAUCGAAAGGAUUUGAUGUUGUAAAAAAUGUGAUUAGCAAAAAUGUAAAAGCUUAACAGAAAUGAAGAAAAAAAGGCCAUCUGCCGUCCCCAAAUCCUUAAAAUCAGAGUUGAAAUGUUUUCAGAGAAACACUACCUUCACGCUGGAGGCUUAAAAAGUUUCCCAUACAAACGAAAAAUAUCCUUGGAAACGACUUCUGUUUCUUUUCAUAUAUCCCUGCCAUUCGUCUUUCAUCAGAUUAAACUAAUUUGGCUGAUUUACUCUCCUGUGAAAGGGAUAAACACUGUGGCCUCUGGAACUAAAACUUAAAGGCAAGGCACUAAUCUACUAAGAGGGAGCAAAUUAUUACCAAGGGCAAUAAAAUACUGGGCCCAGCUGUCUCCAAUUCGAUGGCCAAUUUACAACAUUAUGCAAAUAAGGUCAGCAAGUAAGGUCUUUCUCUAUAUGUAGGACUCAAGCACUGCUGGAGUGAAUCACAAGUUGGGAGUCAUUAAACAUGUCACCAUGAUGUAGAAUUAAGGUUACAUUUUAAGGAUUGGUUUUAAAAAUGCAAAAGCUUAGCCACAUUUGCCAUAUUGAAUCAGUGCACUUGAAUCAAUAUUCAACUAUUUACAGGUUUGACUUCAGCCUCACCACAUUAUCCUUCAGCACUAAAGCGUUCUUAAGAAACCUUCUGUAUCACAUGUGUGUAUAGGAACAUUUAUCACAAUGGUGUAAUGUCUUUUUUUAACUUUGUUUUAUCUCUGGUUCUUUUCAUUGUGUCUUAAAUCAAUGACGGUGUCAAUCAAAUGUUCUGUUGUUUCAUCCAUCCUAGGAAUAAGACAGUGGUUUUGUUGAUUCUGAAGUCAGAGAAACAGGUUGUUUUAUAUUAAAUGAACACUCAUAAAUAACCGGGUCUGAGGUGACGAGUUGCUGUUUAGAACUGAGGCCAUUUACUGAAUUAUGCACUCGGACUAAUUUGAUGGAUAUUUCUUAGUCAAUGGGGAAGAGUGUUUGUUUUUCCUUUCUGAAAACCACGUGUAAAUAAUUGUUUUGACAUGAAAGUAAUGAGCUAAUUUGUUUCAAAUUACUUUUCAUGAUAGUUAGACUGAACCUGAAUCUUUUUUUAAUGUGUUAUUCCUAACAGCCUGGCACAUACCAUCAUGCACUCUUUUACUAUGAUGGAUCAACUGUAGCUGUGUUACAUCUUUUGGUUGGUUAUUAGUCAAUUUUAUUGUUAUGUUGUCGGUUAAAACUAAGCUUUAAACUUUUUGCCUCCUUGCUUUCCAUCAUACUGUAUAUGGGUUUGGUUAAUGUCCGGUAAAAAUGAUGGGCCUCUAAUUUCAUCCUGGCGGCAAGACAGUUAUAGCGCUGACAUACUCGCGGUGCAAUUUUCCUCAGGCACUCGUCCAUUAUGUAGACUGGCUUGGUACAUUUCCUGGCUUCAAACAAACCCACUUUGUUUGUCUGAAGGUGGGAGUGGUGCAGAAAAGAUGACUUGUUUAGCGCAGAUCAGGCAGUGCAAUACUGGCAUUAAUUUUGGCAUGAAAUUGCACACAAUUUUCAUGUCAGUGUUUCAGAAAAAAGGACCUGUACGCCAUCACGAAAAUAUCUUGUGUGCUGACUUUUAGUAUGUGUGUGUUCCGCCUGUGCAGGGUAAGCGAUAACAGUAACACUAGCAAGAUAUUAUGCUACAAGUUGCUGUCGAUGGGCACCAAGUGCAGAAUUAUAAUUAAAGUAACAUUAUAUCAAAGGGUGUCAGUGUAUCCUGAAAUUUAAAUUUGACAUUGAAAAGGGACAUCAGAAUGUCCUUGGCUGCAUAUUUGGGGAGCGGUUUUAUUGUGCCUUGCACCUCCAAUUUGUUAUUCAGCCCGCUUCCUGCCUGUCCGCUUCUUUUAAAGAGGGAUGAGACGAGCUGAUGCGAUUGGUUAUCAUUGAAGCUUGUCCAAACUCCAGCUACUGAUACUGCAUUAUGUACUCAUCCUGCUACCCGCCUUUUCAAAACACUGCACUGCCCCAGAAGAGCAUCUCUGGUCACAGAGUAUAACAGUCAGUUGGUGCACACACACACACACACACACACACACACACACACACACACACACACACACACACACACACACAGGCAUUUUCGCCUAAGAAAGCGCAAGCACUUGUCCACAUUUUUAGGAAAUUAGAGGCCCAUAUAAACUCAAGUAACCACUCUGGGUCCAUUACCUGAAAGGGAUGUCUAAGAAAGUAAUGGCCACUUUGAGUCAUAAUCUGUCUGAAAUACUUUACUGUACCGGUUGAAACGUUGUUUUUAAAUAAUGGUUUUAAUGGUAUUGGUCUCCACAGAAGUGAUGGUAGCAUGGCAUGUUUCGGUCCAGUGCUAUCGCUCCUCCUCUGACCCUUCAUUUGUGUUUGCUGUGCAGUUUGGCUUCAGCGCACUUCUUUGUCCCUCUGCACUGUUGACACUAAAACCAAUCAGCUUAAUCUCCACAUCGUCACAACGAUGACAAAACAUGUGACACAAUCACAUGUCGAGUUUUUUUUUCUUACAUUUUUUUUUGUUUUGCAUCUCAGGAAAAUAUUUCAUUUAGAGAGAUUAUUUUGUAGUUUGUUUGUUUUCUAUCUUAAAAUGGGGACUGGUGAGCACUGAUCACUCUGCUCGUCCCCGAAUGCCGACACACCAUGUAUUUGUUGAGUUUAAGAUUAUCGCAAUGUUAAUAAAAUUAUUCAGUGAUUCUUCA